AUUCCGCAUAAGGCGCUCACAUUUCAUUCAAGGGGAAUCUGGACUUCAGUUUCCUCCUCAUCUCACACUCUCUCUUUCCUUUCUCAGUGUCCCUCUCUCAUCCCAUCUCUGCACUCCUCUUCUCUUUUCCUUCACUGCAUUUUACUUGAGCGUUCUUUCUUCCUCACUCGUACUUUCCUUCCUUUCUCCCCUCAUUUUGUUCUUUCUUUCUCAAAAAGUCUCUCACUUUGCUCUUUACUAUUUUAUCACCUGUUCAUUUCUUUGGUGACUUUUUUUCUCAAACCAUUUACAUUUAGCUUGAUGCAUUUUUUUUUCUCAUCACCACAUUGUCAAUGUCUUGUCUUCAGCAUGUACGUCUACUUUCUCAACCGCACAAACAACUUUUAAGACAUUUCCAAAGUGCAUCUUUAACUUGGAACUUGUUUUCAAUCUUUUUUUCUAUUUGGACUGUUUUCUGCUCAUUUCUUUCUAGUUUUGUGUUUUGUAUGAAACAUUAUCUAGAUAUAAAGAUUCCAGAAUUCAAGACAGCCUCCACUCAGAGAUGCAGUCGCAGGUAAAUCACAACUUCCACCCAGAGAGUGAGGUGAACAUCAACAAGCUGGUGAACAUCAAGCUAACUGCAUCCUACACCUACCUCUCCCUGGGGAUGUAUUUCGACAGGGACGACGUGGCUUUGCGCAGCUUCUCUAGUUUUUUCCAGGAGCGCUCUGUGAAGGAGAGAGAGCAGGCAGAAAAAUUGCUGGAAUACCAGAAUAUGAGAGGCGGUCGCGUUCUCCUUCAGCCCAUCGCUAAACCCAGCAGGGAGGACUGGCGAGGUGGCCUGGAUGCCAUCACCUUCUCCCUGGAGUUUCAGAAAACCCUCAACACGUCCCUCCUCGAGGUGCACCGUGGUGCCAACACUCACACUGACCCCCAUCUGUGUGACUUCCUAGAGCAGCACUUCCUGUCCGACAGCCACGACACCAUCAAGAAGCUGGGUGACCAUCUGGGCAGCCUGACCCGCCUCACUUCCUCUGAGACCCAUGGCUCCAUGGGAGAAUACCUGUUUGACAAACACACCCUGUAAGACUCACAGCAAGAAGAGAGCACAGCUUUCACACAGGGACUGGAGUCUGGAGAGUUGUGCUGGGCAGAACGUCCUUUCUAACUGUGCAUGCAUUUCUGUUACAAGUAGCACUAAAGUGGGAUUUAGCAAUAGAACCACAUACCUCUUACAGUACGUACAGAAAACAAUGCAAGACAAUGGAACAGUUGAAUACCUCAACACCCAUUUACCACCUCUGAUGUGAACAGUGGUUACCACUGACAAACAUAAAGGUGUAAUGGGUUCGCACUCAAAAAUGUCACAUAAAGCUUACUAUUCAAUUUUUCUAAAUUAUUUUCACUGCAUCAGGGAUAGCGUACAAAGACGUUUCGCCUUUACAUCCUUCAGUGUGUAGAUACAAUUUUAUUUUAAUUCAAAACCACAUUUUUAGAGAACAACCGAUGGAUGAGCAGCAGGUACUUCUGAUCAGGUUUGCCACUCAUCUGCCAAUCAGGAAUGUGGCUUUUCUGGCCUACCUGUAUACAAAUUAGUCACAAAGUAAUACAGAAUUAUAGGGUAUGGGAGUGGGCACGAAGGGCAACUGCCCCCAGGUGUUCGUUCACCUAAACAACUCUGGUGCUGUAAGUCAACUUGGUUUCUGCCAUAGAGUUGAUCAAGCAUUCCAGCAGUAAAUAUGCUUCAUUGUGUUGUGCAUUCCUACAUAUUUUGAAUCAGUGCUGUGUUACACCUAGUUUCAUUACUCCAAAAAGCAGCAUAUAAUCAAAUAUGUUCUAAAGGAUUUAAUCAAUAGUUGAAUUUGAAUAAAAGUAAAAGUAACACUA
This is a messenger RNA of Salvelinus fontinalis (brook trout), 1866 nucleotides long. RefSeq names its product Ferritin, lower subunit-like. Lineage: Eukaryota; Metazoa; Chordata; Actinopteri; Salmoniformes; Salmonidae. Gene Ontology annotation, molecular function: ferrous iron binding; ferric iron binding. Gene Ontology annotation, biological process: iron ion transport; intracellular iron ion homeostasis. The transcript is spliced from 5 exons. Gene Ontology annotation, cellular component: cytoplasm. Bases 542 to 1066 code for a protein of 174 amino acids. The record is from RefSeq and is a predicted model, not a curated record.